AUGGCUAGUGACGGAAUCUCUAAAGAACAGGCAUUGAAUCGAAUAAAUUCUCAAAUGCCAUUGGAUUUGAAACAAGAAAAAGCUGAUAUUUAUGGACCCGUAGGUCCUCCCUCUGAUUUUGAGGAGUCUCAAGUGUUUCCUUUUGCUGCUGGAGGAGAUAAGCAUGCAAUUUGUAAGUGUUGCGGAAUGAUUCGAAUCGUAUUGAAUGUGUUUGGAGCAUGCAUCGUAACCACUACAGGAUCUUUAGUGUUGACAUGGCUUCACUGCCCCCCUGCUGCGACUGUAGGAACGCCUCUCGGCGUAAUUAUGUCUUCCACUCAUCUUCCUCUGGAUUAUAUACAAAUUCGUGACAAAAACGAAGAGCAAGAGCAACAGGGGAGAAUUGAGUUUGCCACCAGGGCCACGGCCAUGGCCACUGGUAGGCAAUCUUCAUCUCUUGGGAAGCCUUCCUCAAACGUGGCGCUCGCCCCCUAUGGAGAGUACUGGCGGCAGAUAAGAAAGCUGUGCACAAUGGAAUUGCUGACGGCCAACAGAACGGAGUCGUUCAGGUGGGUGAGGGGAGAACAGGUUUCCGCCAUGGUCCGAUCCGUGUGGGAGGAGAGCGAGAAGGGCGUAUGCUACGUCAACCUGCGGAAGCCCAUCUCCACUCUCACACUCAACAUUAUCUGCAGAAUGGUUGCAGGCAGAACUUACUCCGACCAUGAACUGGGCGGAGGGGAGUGGUUUGUACAGAUGGUGAUUGAAAUUAUGCAUCUCUCGGGAAUAGUUGUUCUGGGAGACUUCAUUCCCUCUCUUGCCUUUCUCGAUUGGCGAGGUUAUCGCCGCCGUAUGCAGGCCGCUCAUAAAAUAUUCGAUGUGUUUGCUGACAAGCUCAUUGAUGAGCACGUUGAGCGGAGAAGGACAAAAAAGUCGGACGAUCAGGACAUUGUGGACGUGCUGCUGGACAUGGCCGAGAGCGAAAGUUCUGAGAUACAAGUCUCUCGAGUUCACAUCAAAGCAAUCGUCUUGGAUAUGUUAAGUGCUGGAGUAGACACAUCUGCCACAAGUGUAGAAUGGGCAAUGACUGAGCUGCUGAGAAACCCUCAAGUAAUGGCAAAGGCACAACAAGAGAUUGAAUUAGAGGUUGGGAGAGGUCGCAUCGUAACAGAGAGUGAUCUGGCAAGCCUAGACUACUUGCGAUGUGUGGUGAAGGAAACACUUCGAUUACAUCCACCAGGCCCCUUGCUUGUGCCACAUGAGUCCACCCAGGGUUGCAAUGUUGUUGGACACUACAUCGCACCAAAAACAAGGUUGCUGGUGAACGUUUGGGCAAUUGGAAGAGAUGAAAGUGUUUGGGAAGAUCCUUUAGAAUUCAAGCCUGAGAUAUUUAUCGGCUCGAGCAUAGAUGUGAAAGGCCACCAUUUUGAGUUGUUGUCUUUCGGAGCAGAAAGGAGAGGACGCCCUGGCAUUUCCAUGGGGUUUUCUGUUGUUUACUUGGUUCUGGCUCAGCUUAUACAUUGCUUUCAUUGGAGUGUGGAGGGUAAUUUGGAUAGGGAUGAAGUGUUCGGAUUGACCCUACCAAAGAAGUUUCCUCUCUCUGCUCUUCCCUCCUGGAGGCUUACUACUGAGAAGCCAAUAUAA
This is a messenger RNA of Cryptomeria japonica (Japanese cedar), 1620 nucleotides long. Its product is annotated as cytochrome P450 71AU50-like. The transcript has 5 exons. The record is from RefSeq and is a predicted model, not a curated record. Lineage: Eukaryota; Viridiplantae; Streptophyta; Pinopsida; Cupressales; Cupressaceae. Bases 1 to 1620 code for a protein of 539 amino acids. Gene Ontology annotation, molecular function: monooxygenase activity; heme binding; oxidoreductase activity, acting on paired donors, with incorporation or reduction of molecular oxygen.